Molecule: messenger RNA, 5202 nt
Organism: Gopherus flavomarginatus (Mexican gopher tortoise)
Lineage: Eukaryota; Metazoa; Chordata; Testudines; Testudinidae
Gene: AHI1
Product: Abelson helper integration site 1
Exons: 25
Coding region: 394-4086 (1230 amino acids)
Biological process (GO): motile cilium assembly
Cellular component (GO): ciliary basal body
Molecular function (GO): protein binding
Source: RefSeq, a predicted model, not a curated record
UCACUCUCUGGCGCAUGCGCCUUUUCUCCCCCAACGGCCUCCCGGAGUUCUAAGGAGCGCACGCGCGUUUCCUCUUCGGGUCUCAGUAGUGGAGCAUGUGUUUUCGUUGCCGUUGAGGUGGGAAGCCUGCGAAGAAGUCCCGGAUGUACACGACUUCUCAAGGAGCUGUUCGCCCCACGUUAGGCGCAUGCGCAUUCUGCGGAGCGUUGUUUCCUUGGCAGCUGUUGUUUGUUUUCGGCAAAAUUAGCUUAUCCGCAUUCUUCUUGAAUUGUGGACAUCAGAACUGGACACAGUAUUCUAAUGAUGAUCUGUACUAGUGCCAGAUGAAAAGAAUGCCGAACUCUGAGAAAGAAAGGUGUAGUGUAUUGAGCCAUUCUUAAUAUAGGACUGAAAAUGCCACCAGCGGAGAGUGAGGCAAAGGCAAAAACCAAGGUUCGCUUUGAGGAAAUAUUCAGGAGUCAUUCUGGGCUAACAGAAAAAAAGAAAUCAAAGAAGCAAAAAUUUCACUCUCAUGAGAAUAUUGUGCUUGACACCUUUAGAAAUAAUCUUGAUCUAGCUAAGGAAAGUGGAAAUGAUGAGGUAAUUAUAAACAACACUUAUAAUCCUGAGGAAAAGAGCCCCCGGUUUACAAAAAACAAACUAAGAGACAAAUCCUCAGUUUCAGAAAAAAUAAACAAUGUUGUUGUUAGUGGAGAAGAAAACAAGCAACCAAAGUCUAACAAGAAGAAAAAGAAAGCAGUGUUACAAGAACAAUUUAAUGAGGAGGAAAAUGUAUAUGAAACUAAAUUGGAGAGUUUUGAAACACAGAUUACUGAUUUGCCAACGAAAAAAACAAAAAGUAAAUCACAAACAGAUGCAUCUCGUCGUGAAGGUAACAACAAGAUAAAAAGUACCUUGAAUGAAGUGAGAGAUGUAACUGAAUUAGAAGAGGAAGAACAGCUAAUUCAAGCCUAUCAGCUGCAAGUGGCUGAGGAUGAGGCAAAUAUAAUUAAGGAGAAAAUAAGAAAAAAACUUAAAGAACAGAUGUCUGAAUUCACCUCCAGUGUUCAAAGCCAAAAAGUUGUAUUGAACAAUGAGGUGGGCAAAAAGAAGAAAAAGAAGAAAGAAGUGCCAGUUGUAUCUGAAGCUGAAACAAGUGUGAUGUCCCUUGCUGAACUACAGCAUAACCCAAUGGAAGAUAAUACCAGAAAAAAUAAGUCAUCAGGAAGACUGCUUGCAUCAUAUUUUAAAGAUGAAAUGAACACAGAGGAACACGAGGAGGAGGAAGAUGUGGAAAAACUGAAACCUAAAAUAAAGAAUGCAAAAAAGAAAUCUAAAAAAGCAUUAGAAGAAAAUACAGAAAUUUCUGCAGAAAAUGUACAGGAAAUGAACAGUCCAGAAGUUUGUACUCAAUCCAAACUUGCUUUUGAUGACAGCCUUGUGUUAGGGGUUUACAUCCAUCGAACUGAUAGACUUAAAACUGAUCUCAUGGUAUCGCAUCCCAUGGUCAAGAUUCAUGUGAUUGAUCAGAAAACUGGUUUAUAUGUCAAGAAAGAGCAUAGCAGCCGAGCGGUUUCAUCUUUUUAUGAACAAGAGCGAGUGGAGCACGUUCUUCCUAUUAUGACCCAGCCUUACAAUUUCCGACAAUUUAAAUCAACACUUCCAGAAUGGGAGGAACAAAUCAUAUUUAAUGAACGUUUUAGUUAUUUCCUUCAAGAUGCUGAAGAAAGCCCCAAAGUAGUCCUGUUUUUUGAGAUCCUUGAUUUCUUAAGCAUGGAUGAAGCAAGAGCCAACUCUGAAGUGCAAAUUCAGGAAAGUGGUUUUCGCAAAAUCUCUUGGGCAUUUCUAAAGCUUGUAGGUGCAAAUAGAGUCCUAAACAUUGAUGGGAAACUACGUCUGCAAUUAUAUUAUCCACCUCCAAGGACCAGGACACAGUCAAAUGUUGUUGAGGUUUUCGAUUGGUGGGCAAAAGGUCCUAGAAAUCGUUACCCGUCAACAUUAUAUGUAACUAUAAAAGGCAUAAAACUACCAGAUCAUGUAGAUCCUUCUUUCCGUUCUAUGAUGGCUGUUCAGCAGGAACAAGGUAGCACGUCAUUCUGUGAGCUCCAGAAUGAGGUAUCAAAAAAAGCUAGUACAUAUAGUCCACGUGAGAAAAAGGAACAGUUGAAAUGGACGAGACUGCCUGGACAGGCUUGUCGUAUACCAAACAAGCAUCUCUUUUCACUGAGAGCAGGAGAUAUGGGAUGUUUCUGUAUUCGUUUUUCUCAAGAUGGAAAAACAUUAGCAGCAGCCUGUGCAGGGAGGGAUGGUUAUCCCAUUAUUUUAUAUGAGAUUCCUUCUGGACAAUAUUUGAGAGAAUUUUAUGGCCACCUUAAUAUUGUAUAUGAUCUUUGUUGGUCAAAAUAUGAUGAGUACCUCCUUACUGCAUCCUCUGAUGGCACUGUCAGAAUGUGGAAAAUUGAGACCCAGGCUGCAACUUCUGUGAGAGUUUUCCCUCAUCCUUCAUUUGUUUACACUGCAAAGUACCAUCCAGUUGCUGACUAUCUUGUGGUGACAGGAUGUUAUGACUCUGUGAUUAGGGUAUGGAAUACAAAAGUGAAAGAGAUUUAUGGUCAGUUGCUGCAGGAGUUUGAUGGUCACAAAAGUUUCAUCAAUACACUGUGUUUUGAUGCAGAAGGACUUCACAUGUUCUCAGGAGACAGCUCAGGGCUGAUUAUAGUUUGGAAUACCUUUGUCAAAGGAAGUUCUCAACAUCCAGUCCAACACUGGGGUAUUAAUAAGGAAAUAAAAGAAAACGAUAUUAAAGGGACUCCAAUAAAUCAUUUAGAGGUACAUCCAAAUGGAAGACGUUUAUUAAUCCAUGCCAAAGACAGUGCUCUGAGAAUUAUGGAUCUCAGAAUCUUGGCUACAAAGAAAUAUAUAGGUGCCACAAACUAUAGAGAGAAGAUUCACAGUACCUUAACACCAUGUGGGUCAUUUCUUUUUUCUGGAAGUGAAGAUGGUAUAGCAUAUGUUUGGAAUCCAGAAACAGGUGAUCAAGUAGCCAUGUAUUCUGACCUCUCCUUCACAUUUCCAGUUCGAGAUGUCGCCUUUCAUCCACAUGAACACAUGGUGUCAUUUUGUGCCUUUGGUCAAAAUCAGCCAAUACUUGUGUACAUUUAUGAUUACAAAGUUGCACAGCAGGAGGCUGAAAUAGUAAAAGAUCUCAAUGGGUCACUCACAUCAACAACACCCAGAGGGCCACAAAUUCUUAGCAAUUCUUCUCAUAUUUCUGCACAGAAAGAUUCAACAGUGUCUCCAGCAGAUCAGUUUGUCCGUGUUGCAAGAGUAUCUAUGAGAAUGCAGAAAGUGAAGCAGAAACUUGACUCUGUUAUGACCAGCUCAAAUCUCAUGCUUCCGGCUCCAUCACUGCUCUCGCCACACUCCAAGUUAAGGCUGCCAAGUACUCUGGGCACUUCACUGAUUCCUCAGUAUCCUUUCACGUCUCAAAACGGGAGUUUCAGCCCAGUAGGAAGUCCUCUUAGCCGAACACCAUCAGUCAGACUACAGACGGUAGUGGCUCUUUAUGACUACACAGCGCAUCGAUCAGAUGAGCUAACCAUCCAUCGCAGUGACAUUAUCCAAGUGUUAUACAAAGAUAAUGAUAACUGGUGGUUUGGCAGCCUAGCAAAUGGACAGCAAGGCUAUUUUCCUGCUAAUUAUGUGGCUGGUGAAACUGAAUAUGAAAAGGAACAGUCUUCUGAAUUAGUACCAGAUCCUACUCUUCUACACAAUGAACAGACAGAAGCAGAAGUAAGAUAUUCAGCGCCACAUGGGAUGUCAGCAGUCAUCACCAAGUCAGGGGACCUGAAAUUUAUCUCAGAGCAUGACACAGAUAUAGACUCACCUGUGACACAAGUUACAAAGAAGAAGAAAAGGAUACUGAAGAAUGAAACAAUGGAAAAUCCACCAAAUGUAAUGGCUCUUGACACCCUUGCAUCUUCAAUUACCACUAACAGUGUUGAAAACAAAUCUAGAACAGAUGGUUUAGAACUGAAGAAGAAAAGAGCAGUGAAAAACUCAAGUGCAAGUGGAAAAACAAAUGUUGCCUUUGAGCCUGACAGUUGAAGUGUAGUCAUCAUUUAACUCCAGAUAUAGGUGGUGCAUUCAGAAAAUUAUAUGCAAAAAAUGGAUUUGAAUGGGAUUUAUGCUGAAAUGAUAAUCUCACUUUCAGGAUAAAAAAACAUUGAAAACCAAAACAUUAAACAUAGACAAACACACAAAAUUCCCCCAUGCUCCUGUCAAGACAUGCCAUGUGGUGUAGAACCUAAUUCUGCAAGGAACCUGGCACCUCCAGCUCUUACUGAGGUUAACGAAACUUGAGUAUCCAGCACUUCACAGGAUUGGGCUCCUGGACAGUUCAAGCCUGAAGUUUAACGUUCAUAUUUCCCAAGAGCAGCAUUUACAGGUGCAUUCUGAAUAAUCCAAGUCCCGAUUCUGAUACCUUUCUCAUGAUGACUAGAAUUUUACUGUUGGAAAGAUUCCCAUUGACUUCAAUGGGCGUUGGAUCCAGGCCAUUUUUGAGCAUGAGCAAAAGUGGUAGAGUGAAGUCCAAAGUUGUUAGUACUCUGUGACCUAAAAUGAAACAAGCUUGACCAGGACAGAAGGUUUUGUGUUAGCAAUUUUGAUUUUCUUGCAAAAAGGCAGACAGUAUUCUGUAUGUAGCAUGUGCGCACUCUGAAAGAAUCUUACACAGGUCUACAUGAAAAUACACACUUUUUAUGUCUCUCUGUUGUUGACUAUUCACUUUGGACUAGAUUUUGCAAUCCUUGUUUAUAUUGGUGAACACCUGCUCGUGCAAGUAAAUUGACUUCAGUGGACCUACCUGUGAAUAAAGCUCACCAACAUGAGUAAAGAUUGCAAAAUUCAUCUUUUUGGUACAUUGAUUUUUAAAAUGAAGGCUUUUUAUAAAUAUAUAAAUGUGCACUAAAACUUGGUAAAACUCGGUUUUUGCUGCACUCAGAGCAGCAUUGCCAAAUAUAUUUUGCUUUAUUUUGAAGAAACUUUUCAUAUCAAAAUGGGUAGUUUAUUUUAUGCUGUGUGUAGUAUUUAUUUCCUUUAUGUGUUUAGUUUAUCUAUUUUUGAAAUUAAUAGCACUAUGUUGUGAACCAUUAUUAAUUAUUUCAAUAACUUCUUACAAUACUAUCUUUUUACAUUUGACAUUAAAUGAAAUACUUUCCAUCA